AUGGAGGCUGAGUUUGGAUGCUACUUCCUCAAGAACUGGCAACCUGCCGCCCUGCCGAGGACGCUGGAGUCACUCCAGCAGCUCCUUGCAGACGAGGUCCGCGCUGGGGAGUUGCCGGCUUCACCGGCUGUGUGCUUAGCUCCGCCGCCGGCUCCCUUGGAGCAAUGUACAGUUGGGGCGCUGGGACGUGGAUCCGGAUCGCAGGUCCUGGUGCUUGAGUCCUUGCAGGAGGAGCUGCGACCGCAGGUGGAUUCUCUGUUGGAAGAGGCGGAAGAUUUCGCCGGAAAUGCGUUGCCGCAGUCUGAUGAUGAAGCGCUGCUCUUGGGCGACGCCGCCACCAGUCCAGUGAGAACCAGGAAGCGAACUGGAGCCGGAUUUGACAGCGACUCGGGCAGUGAGGACGGCCUUCCGUGGGGCGAUGCCGAAGUGGUGGAGACGCCCCGCGCGACGGGAGUGCCGCUGGAGGCAUCGCCUUCGCCUCCAGGUGGUGAGGAACCGCUCCCGCACAUGCCAACCCCGUUGCCGCAGAUGCCCGGAGUGAAUCUGCAGCCUGGGAUCGUCCGCGCGAGCAGUGGCCCUCUCAAGGGGUCUUGUGCGUGUCUGCCGGCCAUCACCCUGCUUGCAUGGCCGCUGUGGUCCCUCGCGAUGACGCGGCAGCCUGCGAUGGGGUCGCACCCCGUGGAGUCUGUGCGUGCUGCUGCGAGCGACUACGCAGCCUGGGCCAGGGAGAAACUGCUCAGAAGCAUUCCCGACAUCCGCAACAUUGAGGUAGAGGACGUGAGUGAUGGCCACACUGUGGAGGGCUUCGCGGACGGCAGCAAGCGGGCGCAGGACCCGAAUGGACGUGAGCUGAAGGUCCUCGUGGUGUCUGGCGCGUUCGAGUCGCUGAGCCCCGUUCAGCGGCAGCGCUUGGUCCACAAAGCCCUGGAGGAGGCGCUCAGCUCUGGCGCCAUCCACUCCCUGCCGGCCUUGCGGACACUGACCCCACAGCAGUGGGAGGAGAAAGAUUGCUCCCGGGAACAACAGGUGAACUGUGUUCCGCCGGAGGCGGUGGUGGACGAGGAUGCCUUGGAUCUGCCGACUCUGUCCGGAGACUGUGGCUCCUGCCAUCGCUGA
Molecule: messenger RNA, 1116 nt
Organism: Symbiodinium natans
Lineage: Eukaryota; Dinophyceae; Suessiales; Symbiodiniaceae
Source: the annotation of a GenBank genome assembly